Iphiclides podalirius (scarce swallowtail) is the source of this 720-nucleotide messenger RNA. Lineage: Eukaryota; Metazoa; Arthropoda; Insecta; Lepidoptera; Papilionidae. The record is from the annotation of a GenBank genome assembly.
AUGAAGAGGAAAGUUCUCUUUUUGGCGCUGGCGAUUCUCCUCGAUCUCGCCCUCUGCCAGAAUGCCGAUGACAGCGAUGAUAACCUGAAUCUCGAUCCAGUUGGGGAAAACACUGUUAGCAGUAGGAGCGACAACGCCCUGAAUAAUAAAGGCACCGAAUGCGUGAUGGGGUCCGGACAAGGAGGAGUGUGUGUGAAGUACUAUCUCUGCGAUCAGGAUUCAAAGACGGUCAUAGAGGAUGGCUACUCCAUCAUUGACAUCAGGGCGGGCACCGAUUGUCCCGUCUUCCUGGACGUGUGCUGCGUGCUCGGCCAAGUGCUCAGCACACCGGAGCCGGUGCGUCGCAUCGAGGAGGAAAAUACCAGCGCGGUGCAGACCACGCCGCCGCCCCCCCGCCGGACCCCUGGCUCCGUGGGCCCCUCUGGCUCCGGGACAGGUGGGUCCGUGGGCCCCUCUGGCUCCGGGACAGGUGGGUCCGUGGGCCCCUCUGGCUCCGGGACAGCUGCGUCUGUGGGCCCCUCUGGCUCGGGAUCACGUGGGUCCGUGGGCAAAUGCGGCUACAGCAACCCAGGGGCCAACGUGUUCAACGUACGCGAAGGGGCCUCCCCUAGCGAUAGGGUCUACGCGGACUUCGGCGAGUUCCCCUGGAUGGUCGCGUUGCUCAAACGCUCAGACAGCGAAGAUUCGAAGCACGGGAGAUCUACAUUGGGGGAGGCUCGC